CAGUCAUUUCACAACACAGCCCCAAACCGAUUGUCACUUUGUCAACCCCAUGUCAUGCGAACUGAGGCUCGCUUGGGGUAUCACGAUGACCUUUGAGAGAAGAGGGAACUUCACAACUGGACCAGUUAAGCUGAUCAGGAGAGCAUCAGUGUGCAAUAGUAAGCACAAUCAUGAUUGAGUUGAUUUCUGAUCAGCUUUGAAGAAAGGUCUGCCUCCAAGUCCAACUACCUGUAGCAUCGUAGACCGAACUUGGCGGCUUUGAUCCACAUAGUCAACUAAGAUGACAGCUCCACCCCCCUGUGAAUAAAACAGGUGGUGAGACGCAGGCCCUUGGAGACUUCAACUAUUCCUCUGCAACCUGUGUUCAAUCUGUCUUUGUGGGAGUAAAAUGAGCCAAGAUCUGGAUGGCCUAUCCUUGAAUUCCAGGAACAUCGUCGAACCAGACGAGAGCACGUUACUGAAUGAUGCAGCUGCAAGUUUCGGGACAGAAACAGACACUGAGCACGACGGCGAAUGGCCCCAAACUUCAGUCUUUGUCACCCUGCAUCGGAUAAGAAAAUUUGUGCUAGCAAGUAUAGAUGACCCCUACUCUCUGGAACAGUUGAAGAGUCCGCGAGUCAACCAUCUCAUUGUCCGUCCCUUGGUAGAUCGUCUGUAUGACGAGAACGACUACUCCAUCGUAUACUGUCUCCUCGCAAAUCGGGUACAGUUCCUCCGUGAACAGUCCAGCGUCAUUGACCAAAGCACCAGCAUAGCAAGAGCAACAUUAUGCGAGCUCUUAGCUAUCAAGAUUUUGCGUAACUUUCACGAUGAUAACCCAGGUCUAGACGGUCUACUCCUACUCUCCAAGAUCCUGGUCCAGGGUUUUGACCCAUUUCAUGGUGCUCCGCCCGAAGUUGAACAAUACGGGCGCUAUCCACAAUGGCCGAUUCAAAGGCGUGGUGGCCAUGAGAGGAAGCUAACUGCACUUGAGCUCGCGAUUAUAUCCGAGAGUAAGAAUUUUGUCAGUUCUUCGGGAUGCAGACGAGUGAUUGAUGCAGUGUACCGUGGCCAAAUCGUCUACACGCCCUUGUCGUUCGUUGAUAUUCUCCCCAACCAUUAUGAGUACCUCCCGGUGUCUUUGUACGAACCGCGCAAGGCGCCGCUGCUUGACCAUCAUCGUCUCGUGGUCCCGCGCACCCGUUACAUCAUUGAGCUAGUGCAUUACAUCAUCCUCACUCUUCUAUAUGUGUACACGAUGCAGUAUCGAGAUCCCGAUAACUUGACUGGAAAUGAGGUUGUCUUCAUUCUGUAUUCUGCCGGCUGGGUUCUUCAUGAACUCGCUGCCAUCAUCGAGCACGGGUGGAUGAUUCAUUCGCAGACCUUGUGGUCAUUCUUGGAUCUUUCAUACACCGUCAUUUUCAUGGCUUACAUCACUGUUCGAGCCUAUGAGUUUGCCGUAAGCAGUGUGCAGAAUGGCAUGGCGCAUAACAUACUCUGUCUCGCGUCUCCAAUUCUUCUGACGAGACUGGCCUUCAACAUUCUGCCAGACCAUAUCGUCUUUAUCUCGCUUCACGCAAUGAUGAAGGAGUUUCUGAUCCUCACAUUCCUCGCAAUAUGGUGUUUCACCGGGUUUCUGCUAGCGCUGCAGUGGCUUUCUCCGGGAGAUGGCUCAAUUCCGAACGACUUCACCAUCAUCAAAUGGCUACUGUGGAUCUGGUUCGGGUUGGACGGGACUGGCAUUGAGGAGUCUGUUCAGUUUCACGCCAUCCUAGGACCUGCACUGACCAUUGCCUUUGCCUUUCUCGGCAAUACUCUAUUUCUCACAAUUCUCGUCUCACUUCUCACCAAUCGGUUCAGCACCAUAGUCACAUCUGAGGAUGUCGAGAUCCAGUUUCGAAAGACAGUUCUCACCUUUGAGGGCGUGAAAAGCGAUGCCAUCUUCGCCUACCCGCCACCAUUCAACAUUUUUGCUUUGCUGGUACUGCUCCCUAUCAAGCCCUUCCUGUCAUCUCUAGAGUUCUACUCCAUUCACGUGUUUCUCGCACGACUCGUUAAUGCGCCUCUUUUAUUUUGCGUCGGCUUUUAUGAACGUCGACGCCUAUGGACUUUUGGACCUGACGCUGCCAAAGUUUCAAGAAUGUGGAAGUUCACAGGUUUCUCACCACACGGUGAUAUCCAGGCUGUGUUUGAGGUCGAGGCUCCAGCCGAGGUUCUUCGAGAGGCUGAUGAGUUGGAUGGGUUGAGCGAAAUGGGCUUUUCUGAUGGUGAUGCGGUAUCAAGACUUUCUCGAGAAAGGGACAUUAGAGCACCCGUUGUAUUCAGUCUAAGCAACGCAGGGACAUGGUCGCCGGGACAGGCUCCUGUUGUGUGACCAAACUAAAUAGAUGCC
This is a messenger RNA of Fusarium redolens, 2371 nucleotides long. RefSeq lists its product as uncharacterized. The transcript is spliced from 4 exons. The coding region runs from base 389 to 2353 and encodes 654 amino acids. The record is from RefSeq and is a predicted model, not a curated record. NCBI's taxonomy places the organism in Eukaryota, Fungi, Ascomycota, Sordariomycetes, Hypocreales, Nectriaceae.